Megachile rotundata (alfalfa leafcutting bee) is the source of this 1002-nucleotide messenger RNA. RefSeq lists its product as uncharacterized. Lineage: Eukaryota; Metazoa; Arthropoda; Insecta; Hymenoptera; Megachilidae. The record is from RefSeq and is a predicted model, not a curated record. Gene Ontology annotation, biological process: detection of chemical stimulus involved in sensory perception of smell; sensory perception of smell. Gene Ontology annotation, molecular function: olfactory receptor activity; odorant binding. Gene Ontology annotation, cellular component: plasma membrane.
AUGCAGGUACUUCACGUGGGUUAUCAAAUCGACAUUAUGUGUCAGACAGUAACGGAUAUGCCUAUCAUAGAUAAAGAACAAUUAAGAUUCUUCAUUAAACGUCAUCAGGAUAUCAUAAUAUUUACAGAAAAGAUCGAAAAAUACUUUACGUAUAUCGCACUGAGUCAACUUUUCACGAAUACACUGGUUACCUGUUGUUUGGGUGUUAUGAUCGUCAUUGUGUUUACUACUGGUGGAGGAGCUAUUUUAGUCAUGAAAUACCUUAUGUUUUUCGUUAACAUUUGGGUAGAAGCAAUCCUCUGUGAUAUGUUAUCAACAAUAGAAGAAGAAUGUAAGAAGUAUGCUUUUAUCGACAAGACUGGUUUGAUAUUAAAAACAAUUCAUGUUUCUUACCGUUUAACAACUUCAAUUAUUGUUCUCUACGUGAUGGUGGCAAUUAUUCACAUUAUUGGUAAUGCAACAUCUGCACACAGUAAUGAAACAUAUUCUUUGAUCUUAAAAAUGGACUUGCCCUUUGAAAUCAACAAAUCGCCUAAUUAUGAGCUCGUGUUAACUGCACAAAUAUUUCAUCAAACAUAUACUGCUUUUACAUUUAGCGUCUAUAGUGCUCUCAUCCUAAUGGUGGUACUUCACGUGGGUUGUCAAAUAGAUAUUCUGUGUCAAACAAUAAUUGAUGUUCCUCUCAGAGACAAGAAACAAUUAGAAUUCUUUAUCAGCCGUCAUCAGGAUAUCAUCGUAUUUACAGAAAAAAUUGAACAGUUCUUUACUUACAUGGCACUUAGCCAACUCUUAUCAAAUAUUCUGAUUACUUGCUGUCUAGGAUUUCUCAUCAUAAUGUCGAUAAGUGGCGAUGCAGAACUUUCUGUAUUCUUCAAAUCUGUUUCGUUCUACAUUGCUCUUUGGAUAGAAGCAUACGUAUAUUGUUUCGCUGGAGAAUACCUCAAUACCAAGAUCUUGAAAGCUUCAGCAUCAUAUAUGUCGGUACUGCUUGCAAUGUCUUAA